AUGUCGGGCGGAAAUGGGCAAAACUUGCACAGCCGAAAUCUGACGACGCUAGAAAACUCUCGCGUACCGCAAAACGGAGAAGAAGUGGACGAAAACGAGCUAAAAUUUGAAGUUUGCGAGAAUCCAGCAAACGAGGAUGAAGACUCAAUCAUCAUAAAAAGCAAAGAACAAAAUAACCAAUAUCCUCCAAAGAAAAACAACGACCAGUCCAAAGAUGCGAUGAAAAACUGCUAUCGCUACGGUUUCAACAAAGUGGAGAUUUGCGUCAAACCGCUAGUUUUACUUUGA
Molecule: messenger RNA, 288 nt
Organism: Oikopleura dioica
Lineage: Eukaryota; Metazoa; Chordata; Appendicularia; Copelata; Oikopleuridae
Source: the annotation of a GenBank genome assembly